UUCAAACUGGGCACCAGAGCAGGCUCCCCGCGGAUGGAAUCCGCGUCUUCGCCCCUUCCUCCCGCUCUUUAUGAAGACCGUCCGCUGUGGAGAAACCUGGGAAACUCAAGGAGCAGAUAAAACUGCAGAACCCGCUGGUAUGGAGCUUGACACGCAGAAGUCCCCUGUGCGCAAGCGCGCCGGCGCGUCUCCUCCCUCCACCUGAGAGGAGCGCACCUGGAUCCAACGAGACGGAAGUUGAGCGAAGGCAGAAGGGGGAGCGAAUCUUUUUGUCUGCGCCGAAAGUUUCUUCGGAGUUCAAGCAAACCGAUUAAGUUGCUCUCCAGUAAAAGCAGGAUGCCAGUCGUUGACUUUUACAGGCACAAUUUAAAUGGCUUUUCUAAUCUAAACCUGUAGAUCAGCGCCUCAUGCUGAAUCCCAGUCCAAAGCCAGCCUGCUCUCCAUUCAAGAAGGAUGACAUCUCUCCGCAGAGUGCUCCGAAGGCGACUGCACCCUGUUAAGCUGGUGAUAGUGGCCCUUGUCUUUGUCACAUUUGUGUUCUUCAUACAAUGGGAAGUGGGGAACCAGAGCCAGCAGGAGGACCCGUGGCUGAAGGAGAUGGCGGUGAAGCGGGACUCCAUGCUGGGCAUGGUGAUGGGGGCCGUCAAUAACUUCAGGGACGCAAUGCCAAAGAUGCAGAUCAGAGCUCCUGUUCGUCAGCAGGACAGUGCAGACAGCGUGUCCUGUCUGCCGGGACGCUACACAGCUGCAGAGCUCAGGCCAGCUCUGGAGCGGCCUCCCCAGAACCCUCUUGCUCCUGGAGCAGCCGGGAAGCCUUUCCACACGGACUCCCUGAGCCCCGAAGAGCAGAAGGAGAAGGAGAGGGGCGAAGAGAAACACUGCUUUAACCUGUACGCCAGCGACCGCAUCUCCUUGAGCAGAGACCUGGGCGCAGACACGAGACCACCAGAAUGUAUUGAGCAAACCUUCAAGCGAUGCCCCCCCUUGCCGACCACCAGUGUGAUAAUUGUGUUCCACAAUGAGGCUUGGAGCACUCUGCUGAGGACGGUGUACAGCGUCCUCCACACCUCCCCUGCCGUCCUCCUCAAGGAGAUCAUCCUGGUGGACGACGCCAGCAUGGAUGAUGUGCUGAAGGACGAGCUGGACGAGUAUUUGAAGCAGCUGAGCAUCGUCCGCGUCGUCCGCCAGCGACAAAGGAAAGGACUCAUCACGGCUCGGCUGCUGGGUGCCUCCGUCGCCACCGGUGACACGCUCACCUUUCUGGAUGCCCACUGUGAGUGCUUUAAUGGAUGGCUGGAGCCUCUGCUGGCCAGGAUAGCAGAGAACUACACUGCAGUGGUGAGCCCUGAUAUAACCACUAUUGAUCUCAACACUUUUGAGUUCAUGAAACCGUCCCCAUAUGGCCAGAACCACAACCGGGGCAACUUCGACUGGAGCCUGGCCUUCGGCUGGGAGAGUCUACCAGAUCACGAGAAACACAGGAGGAAGGAUGAAACAUACCCUAUCAAGACCCCCACAUUUGCUGGUGGGCUCUUCUCCAUCUCAAAAGAAUAUUUCUACCAUAUUGGAAGCUAUGAUGAAGAAAUGGAAAUCUGGGGCGGGGAGAACAUUGAAAUGUCAUUCAGGGUGUGGCAGUGCGGCGGACAGCUGGAGAUCAUCCCCUGCUCAAUUGUUGGCCACGUUUUCCGCACCAAGAGCCCCCACACCUUUCCCAAGGGCACGCAAGUGAUUGCUCGUAACCAGGUGCGACUGGCGGAGGUCUGGAUGGACGACUACAAGGAGAUCUUUUACCGUCGUAACCAGCAGGCUGCGCAGUUAGUAAAAGACAGGGCGUUCGGAGACAUCUCCAGACGCGUGGACCUCCGUGCGCGGCUGCAGUGCAAAAGCUUCACGUGGUAUUUGAAGAACGUUUAUCCAGAAGUCUUCAUGCCUGAUCUCAACCCACUCCGCUUUGGCUCAGUGAAAAAUGUCGGCAAAGACUCAUGUCUGGAUGCCGGAGAGAACAAUGAGGGUGGGAAACAGCUGAUCAUGUAUCCAUGUCAUGGACUAGGAGGAAACCAGUAUUUUGAGCACUCCACACAUCAAGAGAUUAGACACAACAUUCAGAAGGAGCUAUGUUUGCACGGGGCAGAGGGGGCUGUGAAGCUGGAGGACUGCCAGUAUAAAGGCAGGAGCACAUUUGUAGGAGCCGAGCAAAAAUGGGAACUGAAGGAUAACCAGUUAAUCUACAUCCCAGGACGGAACAUGUGCCUGACUGCCCGUCAUGAGCAUCCCUCUCUGGUCCCCUGCAACCCCUUGGACAGAUACCAGCUCUGGCUCUUCGUCUGAGUCGUGCAAACUACCACUUCACAAAAAUAGCCACUCUGUAUGCAUAGGCAUACAAAGACACGAGUGUACUAUACUGUAUGCAGUUACCAUGCAGUUUUUUAUUUAGGUUAUUGACAUUGAGUUUUAAUUUAUUUUUAUACAUAGAAGAACUGAACUGGUGCUGCUGGGAAGUCUGGACUUUGGGAGAAACCACAGUGUGCCACUGCUGGAAGGAAGCAUUGGAACAAUGCUCCCAAUCAGACUGUGAACUGAGCUUCUUGCAACGAUGAAGAUGCACUGUGUUGCCAAGUGCCUCCUUUGUGUUUGAGAUGUUUUCACUACUCCAAGUCUUCACGAGCAACACAUGCAGUAUUAGGUAUAUAAAGCCAACACUGAACAUUUUUCCAGUGAAUCUAAAAAAAAAAAAAAAGAAGAAAUCAUGCAAAAAAAAAGAAAUCCAGCCGAUCAUGUAUCUUAUAAACAAGGGGUUCCAGUUGGACAUACAAAAACCCCAAGUGUUAUGCACCAAAGAGACUAAAAGUGAAAACCUGAAACAAGUAUGAUGUUCAUUGCCCCAUUUUUAAAAAGAUUUGUAUUUUUAAUGACGUAAAACCUCUUCUUUGCUACCGUCCAGUGCCUUUAUGUAAUUUUCUACUGGGUGGGUGGAGUGGUGGAGGGUUGGGUGAUGGUGUGGUGGGAUUGCUGCAGUUUUCUGCCCAUGCAGAGUAAUGGCUUCUAUAGUAAGAUCAGAUCAGGGUUGGAGCUGAUGCACUUGAAUUCAAUCAUUUUAUUGAUUUUUUUUUUUCAAACUCUAAGAACAGAAAACAUGUGCAACACAAAUAUUCUGUAAUUUCUAUACACUCAGUUGUCAGUUUAUUCGGUGCACCUGGCGAAAAGUAAUGCAGUCCAAUACAGUAGCCCUGCAUUAAAUACUACCUACGUUCUGGUCAUUUUGGAGGCUGUGGUUUGAGGUGCUGAUAAAUGCUGCAUCACACUGAGAGGUGUUUCUAAUAUUAUGUCAAAUGCAUUAAUAUCAGUGUGGGUAGAGUAAUAGAAACCUCUACUACAGCGUCAUACACUACAACAGCACCAAAGUGAACAAACAGCUGAAUCAGCACGUCUUUACAACAGUUUGACCAAAAACUGAACAUUACAACCCUAAUGAAGGGAGGAUUUACUGCAGGAUUGUUGUGUUAGAGUGCAUGAGUUACACUUAAAACUGUAACUGAGUGUAGAGACAUGAAGAACGAUCAGUUCGGACCUGCUGGUGAGAUGUCCCUUAAAUUACAGAGAGUUAGUUCUUAAGGUGUUCAUUUCAAAAUUGGCAUUAUUGACUAAAAUGCAUUUUAAUGUGACCUACAACCAUCAUGACUGAUUUUUCUGAUGAUGAAGCUUUUUAAUUAGCGCAGUGUCUGUAAUAUUUCAACUGUCAUGCUUUGGUGUUUAUCAAAAUGCAACAAUGCACCGAAGGAUCGCUGUUUGUUGAUCAAAUACCUGAAACUCUCCCUCUCCAUCUAAGCAGGAGUCCACUAAUGAAUUUCUGGUGCAGGCACUAGUGUGUAGAUGGCUGUGGAACAUUGAAAAAGACUGAGGAACAGAUCGAACGUGUGUGUUUGUCUAAAAUGGAAACUGUAUUGUUGUCAGACUGCUUUGGUAUAAAGAGGUCUUAUUUUUAGGUCAAUAAAUUCAGCUCGAUUGUA
Messenger RNA from Chelmon rostratus (copperband butterflyfish), 4007 nucleotides. It is a transcript of the gene galnt3, whose product is annotated as UDP-N-acetyl-alpha-D-galactosamine:polypeptide N-acetylgalactosaminyltransferase 3 (GalNAc-T3). Lineage: Eukaryota; Metazoa; Chordata; Actinopteri; Chaetodontiformes; Chaetodontidae. The transcript is spliced from 12 exons. Gene Ontology annotation, cellular component: Golgi apparatus. Bases 454 to 2328 code for a protein of 624 amino acids. The record is from RefSeq and is a predicted model, not a curated record.